GUUUAUUGUUUUUUCAUGCAAAUCACUUUCUCUAGGUUUUUGAAGUGUGUGGUGGAGAUAACAAAGGCUAUAUAAGCAGAGAGGACUUUAAAGUUGCUGUAGUAAUGUUGUUUGUUUAUUAACCCUCAAAGUUAAAGGUGGAUUCAGUAAUGCCUUCUGUGAGACCAUGACAUUCAGGUCUGUUAUUUGAAAAGUUUUUAAAUCUCAUGAGUGCAAAGAAGGCUACAUUGUUAAACAGUAAUGAAACACGGCAAAUAUUUAGAGCUUUUGUUGUGCAAGAUAGGGGAUUUUUCACUUUUGAGGACUUCAAGAAAGCCUUCAAUUCUUUUUCUCCGAAGUUAUCUGAAAGAAUCGUAGUUGAAGAACUGAGAUCAUUAUUCCUGGAUAGCAGACUUUUUGUUGUUUAUAUUUCAGUUAAUUGA
This is a messenger RNA of Antrostomus carolinensis (chuck-will's-widow), 422 nucleotides long. RefSeq names its product EF-hand calcium binding domain 11 (gene EFCAB11). The annotation marks the transcript as partial. Lineage: Eukaryota; Metazoa; Chordata; Aves; Caprimulgiformes; Caprimulgidae. The transcript has 4 exons. The record is from RefSeq and is a predicted model, not a curated record.